Sporothrix brasiliensis 5110 is the source of this 855-nucleotide messenger RNA. RefSeq names its product 3-hydroxyisobutyrate dehydrogenase. Lineage: Eukaryota; Fungi; Ascomycota; Sordariomycetes; Ophiostomatales; Ophiostomataceae. Gene Ontology annotation, cellular component: mitochondrion. The record is from RefSeq and is a predicted model, not a curated record. Gene Ontology annotation, biological process: L-valine catabolic process. The transcript has 2 exons. Bases 1 to 855 code for a protein of 284 amino acids. Gene Ontology annotation, molecular function: NADP binding; 3-hydroxyisobutyrate dehydrogenase activity; NAD binding.
AUGGCCCAGACGAUUGGAUUUGUCGGCGUUGGGGCCAUGGGGAAGGAGAUGGUGAUCAACCUGGUCAAGAAGACGCCAAAAGGAACCAAGCUGUACAUUCACGACGAAAUCAUCUUCACGAUGCUGCCCGAGGGCCGCCACGUGCGCGCCGUGUACCUGGACGGGCCGGCGAGCAUCCUCCAGGCGGACCUGGCCGGCAAGAUCCUGCUGGAGUGCUCGACCAUUGACACGGCGACGAGCCUCGACGUGCUGGCGGCGCUGCGCGCGGCCCACCCGACGGCGGCCUUUUACGACGCGCCCGUGAGCGGCGGCGUGCUGGGCGCGCGGCACGCGACGCUGGGCAUCUUCGUGGGCGCGUCCGACGGCGGCGACGACCCGCACUGGGCCACGCUGCGCGCGCUGCUGGGCCUGCUGGGCCGCAGCGUGAUUGCGUGCGGCGGGCCGUCGCUGGGGCUGGUGGCCAAGCUGAGCAACAACUACUUGUCCGGCACCAUUGCCAUUGCGACGGCCGAGGCCAUGAACAUGGGCAUGCGCGCCGGCUGCGACGCGCGCGUGCUGGCGCGCGUCAUCCACGCCGGCUCCGGCCAGAACCACGUCGCUGACAAGUUCAACCCGGUGCCCGGCAUCAGCCCGGACGCGCCGGCCAGCCACGGCUACCGCGGCGGCUUCAAGGUCGAGCUGAUGCGCAAGGACAUGGGCCUGGCCGUCGACAUGGCGAAGCGCGUCGGCGCCCGGCUGGUGCUCGGCGACGCGAGCAUGCACACGUACGCCGCGACGAGCGCCGACCCCAGGUGCCAGAGCCUCGACUCGCGCGUUGUCUACCGGUACAUUGGCGGCAAGGAGGACUGGGAGUAG